CGCACCCUUUGACAUUUCGGGAUGUAUAAAGACAUGUGUUCCGGAAACUUAAGGGUCUUAGCCGGCAAACCAACCGCUCAUUGGUGCCCUCUCUGGGUCGCCUCCUCAAUCCAGGCCGCGCGUUUCAGGGGCCUUGAUGCUACCCAUACACACCCAGGCGUCACUGAGUUGCCACUGGGUUGCGCCUUAGGCUUGGAGCGGUUGGGGCUGGAGGCAAUCCAGAAGCAAUAGGACGUCCGUUCCACCCACAUCAACCUCCCGCAAAACUCGUCUCAAACCCAAGGUCUUGACUUUACCAAGUUACAAAAAGUUUCUAGACGCCAACCUCUACACUUAUCGAUUCAUUCAGCAAGCCACUGAUAGCCAUCUAUAGAGAGCAUCGUUACGCCAUUGUUCCUACCCUCGGCAGAUAUAUGAGCCAUAAUGCUCAUACGAACUCCCUUCCGUACAUGGAAGGGGUGAGAAUGCUCGUCGGCUACACCCCAGACGAGGCUAUUGGAGACGAUCUCACCGUAUACGGCGCGGCCAUUCCGUCCUACCCACAAUGGGAGCUCUCGGAGUCUAUGAACCCGCCAGCCUUUCUGGGUGCUUUCCACAAUGAAGUCGGCAUCACUACCCUAUCCAGACAAGACUACGUUCCCCAAGACCAAUUGUUAUUCUACGGGGAAUCUAGUUCGGGAGACCAUUGGGUCAAUAUAUACUCCACCGUCAAGAACCAGACUCUAUCACACGAUCGCCUGGUAACGGUUGCUGACGAACCACUGUCAACCUUGACUCCUUCGCUGCAGUCAUCACAAGAGUUACCCAAUAAGCCCGGUCGGAAGAGGAAGACGCAGCUCAGUGGACGCGCAGCUUCAGAAUCCGCUAGACGCAAUGCCAAAGGAGACAAUAACACGGAUGAUCAGAGGAGGAGAGGGAUUGUUGCUGACGGAAAUGGGAUCAACGUCAGCAGCGGCAUGACUAAUCGCAAACAACAUAUAAAACAUAAGCGAAUUCAAGAGAGAAACCGCAUCGCUGCCGACAAAUGUCGCAUGAGAAAGAGGGAGCAUUUUUCGAGACUCCAGUUCGAUGAACAAGCUACAGAGCAACGCCAUAGAGAGCUGUCUAGCUGCAUGAAUGACCUGAAUGAAGAGAUUUUAUAUCUCAAGAUGCAACUUUUGCAGCACACCAGUUGCAACUGCACCUUAAUACAGCAUUACAUUAAAAAUGAGGCACAACGCUAUACUGACGCUCUGGGGCUGAGGUGA
Fusarium oxysporum Fo47 is the source of this 1247-nucleotide messenger RNA. RefSeq names its product bZIP transcription factor. The coding region runs from base 414 to 1247 and encodes 277 amino acids. The record is from RefSeq and is a predicted model, not a curated record. The transcript is spliced from 2 exons. Gene Ontology annotation, biological process: regulation of transcription by RNA polymerase II. Gene Ontology annotation, molecular function: DNA-binding transcription factor activity, RNA polymerase II-specific; RNA polymerase II cis-regulatory region sequence-specific DNA binding. Lineage: Eukaryota; Fungi; Ascomycota; Sordariomycetes; Hypocreales; Nectriaceae.